Molecule: messenger RNA, 2784 nt
Organism: Malassezia japonica
Lineage: Eukaryota; Fungi; Basidiomycota; Malasseziomycetes; Malasseziales; Malasseziaceae
Gene: ISM1
Product: isoleucine--tRNA ligase
Exons: 2
Coding region: 1-2784 (927 amino acids)
Biological process (GO): isoleucyl-tRNA aminoacylation; mitochondrial translation
Cellular component (GO): mitochondrion
Molecular function (GO): isoleucine-tRNA ligase activity; tRNA binding; aminoacyl-tRNA deacylase activity
Source: RefSeq, a predicted model, not a curated record
AUGCGCACGCUGUGCACGUCUGCGCGCCUCUUGGCAUCGGCCAAGAAAGGAGGGGCGGAGCAUACGUACCGCGACACGCUAUGCCUGCCGCAGACAGCAUUUAGCUUGCGCGCACGCGCGAGCGAACGCGAGCCCAAAUUUCGGCACGCGACGACCACCGGCCUGUACCGCUGGCAGCGCGAGCACCUCGGCGAGGGAGAGCGUGAGUUUGUCUUGCACGAUGGGCCGCCGUAUGCAAACGGCAGCCUGCACAUGGGCCACGCACUGAACAAGAUUCUCAAAGACUUUAUUAUCCGGUACCAAAUCCUCCAAGGGCGCCGCGUACAUUACAUGCCGGGCUGGGACUGCCACGGCCUCCCGAUAGAGCUCAAGGCAGUGGCCGAGGCCAAGCAGCACGGAAUUCAAGAAAUGACCUCGACGCAAAUCCGCGAGGCCGCACGCAAGGUCGCCUACCGAGAAAUGGCCGGCCAGCGCGACGCGUUCCAGGAGUUUGCCAUCAUGGCCGACUGGUCAGACGAUUGCACCUACCGCACCAUGGACUUUUCGUACGAAGUUACACAGCUCGAGCUGUUUGCACGCAUGGUCGGCCAGGGGCUGAUUGAGCAGCACUUUCGUCCGGUGUACUGGUCGCCCUCGUCACACACGGCGCUGGCCGAGGCGGAAAUUGAGUACGAUGAGCGCCACCGCUCGCGCAGCGCCUAUCUGGCAUUUGGGCUGCAGCCUACAGAUGCGCUGCGCGCCAAGCUGGGGACGGAUGCGCCAGUUUCCCUUGCGGUGUGGACCACGACGCCGUGGUCGCUCCUCGGAAAUAUGGCGCUGGCUGUGUCUCCAGAGGCGCGCUACUCGGUGGUGCGCACUCCCCAAAACCAGCACCUGAUUGUCGCCAGCGAGCUGCGCGAAACGCUGCACGACAUUCCGCUGGGCCUCGCCGUGAAAGGCGAGCGCGCACGCCUCGGCGACACGGAAGAAAUCACGUCCUUUGACGGCACAGACCUCGUCGGGUCCACGUACACGUUUGGCCUAAUGGCCCCGAACGAGACGCGCGAAAUUCUCGCCGCGCCGUUUGUGACAACGACGUCGGGUACGGGUAUCGUGCACAUGGCCCCUGCGCACGGCCAGGAAGACUAUGAUCUUUGGCGCGACUCGGGACGCCUAGCAAAGCAAGGCCUGGUGUCGCCUGUCGACGACCACGGCCGUUUUGUCCCGGAGCAAGGCCUCGGCACGACACCUGCGCUGCAGCAAGGCAUUGCUCUACUCGAGGGCCAGGAAGCGCUGUAUGGCGGCAACCAGGCCAUUCUUGCGCUCCUGCACGAGCACGGUAUGUUGCUUGGUGAGCAGCCGUACCGGCACAGCUACCCCAUCGACUGGCGCACCAAGCAGCCGCUCCUGGUCCGUGCGACGGCGCAGUGGUUUGCCGACCUGUCGCAUGUCGGUCCUGCUGCCCAGGCGGCGCUCGAGCCCGUGCAGUUUGUGCCGGCGACCGGCCGCAACCGCCUGCAGAGCCUUGUCGGCCGCCGCUCGGAGUGGUGCAUUUCGCGGCAGCGUGCGUGGGGCGUACCGCUUCCCGUGGUGUACAAUGCCGCGACGGGCGACGCGCUCCUUAGCGAGGAGAACGUGGAGCAUAUUCUUGCUGUCUUUCGUGAGCACGGCACGAUGGACGUGUGGUGGACGCUGCCGCCCGAGACGUUUGUCGCACCCGCCUACCAAACGCCCGGCACGCAGUGGAUGGUCAAGAAGGAUACGUUGGACGUGUGGUUCGACAGCGGAUCCUCGUGGGCCGUCCUGCAAAAUGCACUCGGCGCGACGCAGUGCUCGUCCGAACCGUGUGCCGACGUCUAUCUAGAAGGCACGGACCAGCACCGCGGCUGGUUCCAGUCCUCGCUCUUGACGCGCAAAUCCGCGUGCGGCGAUGGGGCCGCGGCACCGUACGCCCACCUGCUCACGCACGGCUUUGUCGUCGACGAUGCGGGCCGCAAAAUGUCCAAGUCGCUCGGCAACGUCGUGGUGCCGAGCACCUUUUUGCACGGCGACCAGUCGAAAGGCGUCGCUGCGCUUGGUACCGACGUGCUGCGCUGGUGGGCGGCCAAGACGGACUAUACGCGCGACAUUCCCAUCAGCCCCCUGAUCAUGAAGCACGCGAGCGACGAGGUGCGCAAGCUGCGCAACACGGCGCGUUUCCUGCUUGCGAACCUUGGCGGCGUUGCGCCUGGCGUUGCGCUUCCUGCGGAGCGUACGCUGCUAGACCGGUACGUGCUGCAUGAGCUGUACGUGCUGGACGAGGCAUGCCGUGCGGCGUAUGCCAAGUUUGACUUUGCCAAGGUCACGCGCCGCCUGAACGAGUUUGUCACUACCACGCUUUCGGCCCUGUACUUGGACGUGGCCAAAGAUCCGCUGUAUGCCGGCGGCGCGACGCGCCCUGCGAUCCUUGCAGUGAUGGACCGCAUUCUGUAUACCACGACCUGCAUCCUUGCCCCCCUUCUCCCCCACCUCGCUGAGGACAUUCACUGGUACCGUGCCGAGCACGCAGACGACCCCAAGGAAGGCGACGCGAUCCCCUCCUUCUUCCAGCAGGCCUGGGCUCCGGCCGACGCCGCAUGGCAUGAUGCGCCGCUCGCCGAGCGCAUGCAGACGGUGCUGCAGCUGCGCUCAGACGUCUAUGUGCUGCUGACCAAGUGCAAAGAGGAGCAGCUCUUAAAGUCUGCGCCGGAAUGUGCUGUGGACCUCGUCGUGUCCCCUGAGACGGCAGCGGUGCUCCACGAACACAACGGUACGUCGCUCGACUGA